CACAGCUAGGAGUCCGUCUCAGACUGGUCGUUGGCUCUUACAGGGAGGGUUUGAUCAAAAUAUGCUCACUUGCUUGAUUUUAUACCAAAAGAUUUUUUCUCCUUUUAUGAAUCAGUUAAUCGUUUAAAAAUCUGUCUUAUCGAGAAAGUUGUUCAGUUCAUUGCAGUUUUCAUAUUUAGGCAUUUGAAGGAAGCGAAACUCCCAGGGGCCGCUUUGCAGACGGAGAAAACCGAAAGUAGCUCUCUCCCGCCGAGGCAGCCAUGGACGCUGGGGGUCCCGUGGCGGAGCUGUGCGAGGAGGCGACGUGCCCCAUCUGCCUGGAGUUUUUCCAGGAUCCCGUCACGAUCGCCGAGUGCGGCCACAACUUCUGCCGAGCCUGCCUGGCCCGGAGCUGGGGGGAGUCGCCGGCCGAGGCUUCCUGCCCCCAAUGCAGGGGAACAGCUCAGCCAGGGGACCUCCGCCCGAACAGGCAACUGGCCAACGUUGUCGAAAUAGUGAAGAGAAUGAGUCUUCCGGGGGGAAACAGAAGAGCCACGGAGAGGGUAUGCAAGAAACACCGGGAGUGCCUGAACCUUUUCUGCCAAGACGACGAGACCCUCUUGUGCGUCGCCUGCGGCAGGUCCAAGGAGCACAAAGAGCACGAGGUGAUGCUGGCUGUGGACGCUGCCGAGGAGUAUAAGGAUAAAUUCUGUAGCUGCCUAGAAACUCUGAAGAAGACGAGAGAAAGAAUACUGGAAUAUAAAGCAGAUGUAGAAAAGGAAAGCCGAGAGCUGCUUGAGCAAACAGGAACGGAGAGGCAAGAGAUGGUGGCUGAGUGCAGACAAUUACGCCAGUUUCUGGAGGAAAGAGAGAGACUUCUGCUGGCCCAGAUGGAAGAGGUGGAGGAGGAGAUUGCAAGAGAAAGGGAUGAGCGUCUGGAAAGGCUCUCCAGGAAACUCUUCUGCCUUGAGUGCCUCAUCCGGGAGAUGGAGGAGAAGAUUCAGCAGCCGCCCAGUGAACUUUUGCAGGAUGUCAGGAGCAUCUUGCAGAGGUGCGAGGAAAAGGCGAAGUCUAAGAAGCCACCAGCUUUUCCUCGUGCACUGAAGUGGAGAAUUUGGGACAUUUCUGACCAUAACAUCUUACUGAAAGCUGUCACAAAUCAGUUCAAAGCUGCUCUGGUCUCUGGUCUUCAGUUACACAAAGCAAAUGUGAGUCUGGAUCCCGACACAGCCCAUCCCUACCUCGCCCUGUCUGGGGACUGGAAAAGCCUACAGUGGGGAUGGGCACCCCAAGACCUGCCCAACAGUCCUGAGAGAGUUGACUUCUGGCCUGCUGUGCUGGGACGGGAGGAAUUUGCAGGAGGACGACAUUUCUGGGAAGUCACUGUGGGAAGUGCGGGAGACUGGUUUGUGGGCAUCACCGGGAAGUCUGUGAAGAAGAAGGGAAGAAAUACCCCUUUUAGUGUUAACAAUGGCUUUUGGAGUAUAGGGAAGGCAGGUAAGUUUUAUCAGACGUCAAAUGAUGACUUUCCUCUGUCUGUGAGUUCAGAGCCCAAAAGGAUCCGAGUGUCUCUGAACUACGCUGGGAGGCAGGUGGCCUUUUUUGAUGCUGACAAAGCAGCCAUUCUGUUCGUGUUCUCAGACACCUACUUCGGUAGAGAGGCCCUCCAGCCCUUCUUUGCGGUGUUCAAAAAAGGCUACCUCAGACUCCCUCUUUAAGGUAGUCAAAUCACACUCCUGGAAGUGACGUCAUUGCGCCAUCCAGUGAGCUUCAAGACUCAGUAGGGCUCACUCAAUGCCGUGUUCCUUGAUUACAGUCUCAGGAUUUAAAAUCAUACAUCUAUGUCGUGUAGGACUGCUUUCUCCUCCAGAAUCCAGUUUUGGCAACAAACACUGACCCAAAGCCAGGAUUGAAGGCAUCCAAAUUUGCACUACAUGUAAGAGCAGAUGGGAAUGAUGGAAUGUAUAUGACAGAAUUGUUCAAGAAGGCAUUUUUAUAAAGUGAACAAAGUUAUG
This is a messenger RNA of Eublepharis macularius, 1994 nucleotides long. Its product is annotated as E3 ubiquitin-protein ligase TRIM7-like. Bases 261 to 1697 code for a protein of 478 amino acids. NCBI's taxonomy places the organism in Eukaryota, Metazoa, Chordata, Lepidosauria, Squamata, Eublepharidae. The transcript has 7 exons. The record is from RefSeq and is a predicted model, not a curated record. Gene Ontology annotation, molecular function: zinc ion binding; protein binding.